Bicyclus anynana (squinting bush brown) is the source of this 2988-nucleotide messenger RNA. RefSeq lists its product as uncharacterized. The transcript is spliced from 7 exons. The record is from RefSeq and is a predicted model, not a curated record. Bases 177 to 2918 code for a protein of 913 amino acids. Gene Ontology annotation, cellular component: extracellular region. Lineage: Eukaryota; Metazoa; Arthropoda; Insecta; Lepidoptera; Nymphalidae.
UUAUGAAAGGGCGACCGUUAACUGCACCAACAGACUGAAGUUAGAUCUGAGGUGGUACUUACGUUCACGCGCGCUGCGAUGCGAGCGGCAGUUUUUUUUUUAAAUAUUUAAAAAAUUAAAAAAAAUGUACCUAACAAUGUUUACUUCCCGGGAGUGUUAGAACCUCGUUUUAAAUAAUGGCGGUGUCACAUCAAUGGUUUGUUCAGUGGUCGCCUUCGUUGGUCUUCGCGGAUAUUAGUCGAGGGUAUAACAAUGUCAACCCGAACUGGAGUUAUUAUCAAAACUAUCGAAAUCCUUACGAACAACCGUAUAAAGGAAACGAAGAAUAUUAUUAUGCUGGUAAACCCAACUAUGUUCAGAGCAGAGACAAAAAUGAUGAUUAUCAUUUGGAAAGAUCAAAAAUUAACGAUCAGACUCGUGUAGCAGGCGUCACGCUGUGGCUGGCCAUGUUAGGGCUGGCACAUACGCAGUCAAUACCAACAGACACCGAUACGCUGCCCUUCAGUACGCUGUACAAGUGGAAACAUGUGGACUUCGAAUUCCCUUCUGAGAGACAUCGCAACUACGCGAUUUCGAACGGGGAUUUCAUUCCAGCCAACGUCCUGCCGCUGGGCUUGGAAGUUUGGGGCUCCCGGGUGUUUGUGACCUUGCCCAGUUGGAGACGCGGAGUCCCUGCCACGCUAGCGACAGUGCCUCGUACCGGAGGCGUUACAUCUCCAAAACUCAAGCCAUAUCCUGAUUGGAGCUUCCAUAGAGCCCUAAGUAAAAGUAGCAACUGUUCUGGUCUGACAUCAGUUUUCCGGAUGAGCGUUGACCCCUGCGGCAGACUCUGGGUUUUGGAUUCCGGUCAAAUAAAUUCUCAAGACGACCCCCAACAGAUAUGUCCACCGAGCAUCAUAGUUUUUGAUUUGCAAACAGAUUUGCCCGUCGCACGAUACAUUAUACCGAAAAAAUAUGUGCUGCAAGAUUCUUUGUAUUCAAAUAUUAUAGUAGACUCUAGAAGUGAGGACUGCUCAGAUGUUUAUGUCUACAUAGCAGACACUUGGCGUUUUGGGUUACUAGUUUUUCGCGAAAGUGACAAGAGUUUUUGGCGAUUCUCGCAUCACCUAUUCUAUCCUGACCCACUGGCAUCUAAUUACACCUUACAUGGCUUGAAUUUCCAAUGGUCCGAUGGUAUUUUCGGGCUCGCACUAUCUCCUAUCGACGAGUACAACGAAAGAAUAUUAUUCUUCCAUUCCAUGUCAAGUUAUAGAGAGUUCUUUGUGAAGGCAGCAAUUUUGAGAGAGCCCUCUCGUGUAAACGACAGUACUACUGAAUUCAAGCUUCUCGGAGAAAGCAGAGGACUGAAUGGCCAAUCUUCGGCAUCGGCGAUUGAUAACCGUGGUGUCAUGUUCUAUGGUUUAGUGACAAGGGACUCUAUAGGAUGUUGGGAUACUAGGAAACGGUAUCUUAAAAAUAAUAUGGGUGUAGUUGCAAUGAAUACGGAGACGUUAAUUUUUCCCAAUGACAUAAAAGUCGAUCAAGACAUGCGUCAAAGUGUUUGGGUUAUAUCGAACCGAUUGCCUAUGUUCCAAGCUGGUCCUUUGGAUCCCAAUGAUUAUAAUUACCGUAUAAUGUAUGCAGACACAUCGGAGGCGGUGAGAGGGACUGUGUGUGAUCAGAAUGUCCAAUCAAAAGCGUGGAUUAUGUUUUGGAAAUCAUUAUUCAUAGUGACAUGGCUGGCUGCACAUGUUGAUUCCUAUUCUCAUCGAGAUUCACUCGGAACUCUUUACCGAUGGAAGCAAAUUGAUUUUGCUUUUCGAACUGUGCAAGAACGACAACAAGCUAUACAAAACGGGCAAUUUAACCAAAUCAACGUGAUUCCCUUGGGUGUGGAAAGAUGGAAGAGUCGUCUGUUCGUAAGCACGCCGCGAUGGAAGCGCGGUGUCCCGGCGACUCUGUCUGCUCUCCCGGUGACGGCCCAGGAGGAGUCCCCCUUGCUCACACCAUUCCCAAGUUGGGAUUGGCAUUUGGCAGGUAACUGCACUGGUUUCACGUCUAUCUUCCGAAUGAGCAUAGACCACUGCGGAGUUAUGUGGGCACUCGACUCUGGACAAGUGGAAGCUUUCGAAACACCGCGCCAAUUAUGUCCGCCUACACUAUUUGCCAUCAACUUAGAAACAGAUACCGUUAUUGGGCGUUUCCCCAUACCCAGCGAAUUUGUUUUACAAAAUUCACUAAUCACAAAUCUCGUCGCUGACACAAGAGACGCUGAAUGCAAAGACUUGCACGUUUACAUCGCUGAUGCCUGGAGAUUUGGUCUUAUUGUUUUUAGAAGCGCCGAUACAUCGUUCUGGAGAUUUAGUCACUACUCAUUCUACCCUGAACCGCUGUUAUCGAAUUACACACUUCACGGGUUAAACUACCAAUGGUCUGACGGGCUAUUUGGGAUGUCGUUAGGGCAGAUGACACGAGGGGAUCGACCUUUGUAUUAUCACUCAAUGUCGAGCUCUCUCGAAUUUGUGGUACCAACUUCAGUGAUACGUGAUCCUUCACGCGUUAAUAAUGCUGUUGAUGAAUUCAAACUGCUCGGCGAGAGCCGUGGUCCGAGGGGACAAGUUUCCGCUGCAGCUAUAGACCGCAACGGUGUCAUGUUCUUUAACCUCAUUUCGCUCGACAGUAUCGGGUGUUGGAAUACGCGCAACGAUUACAGAAUUAACAACUUAGCUAUUGUGGCACAGAAUAAUAACACUCUGGUGUUUCCCAACGACUUGCGUAUCGAUCACGAAGUUCCCCAAAUUGUGUGGAUAAUAACGAACCGAUUACCUAUGUACCAGUUCAAUUUGAUUGACCCGAAUCAGUAUAAUUAUAGGUUAUUGUAUUUGGAGCCAAAUUCCGCUGUACAAAACACCGUUUGUCAAAACCAUGAUUAUGUAUAAUAUUUUAUUAACAUUUCAAUCAUAUUUGUAAUUAAAAAUUGAUAAUAAAAGCUAUUUGUAUAAAAAUGUU